CAGUGUCCCUAUUUGCUGGGACUGCACAGAGAAAGGGCAUGUAAGAGAGGCCGACAGUGUCUCCUUCCCGGGAGGCAAUAAUUGGAGACACUUCAAGGGCCGUUUCCGAAGAGAAGGAGAGUUCUCAAGCUGGGGCGGAUCAACACUCGGUGACGGCACGACAUUGGGAAAAUCAUCCAUAUUACCGGAAUGGCACCCUCCAGAACCGGGCCUCGAGGCACGAUAUCCAGAUGGCGUGUCAACGCCUGGAGACCAGCUCCCGAGUGGCAUCCGCCAGAGCCAGGUCUGGAGGUUGUACAGCCGGCAUCAGCCGAAAAGAUCCCCUUGGCACAGAGGGGAAGGAUCUUCAGCCGCCUAUUCGGAACACAAAAGAUAUGGGGCUUGCGGAGGAGGACAUUUUGUUGGAUUAUCCUAUGUGCCGUGCUGCUGGUCGUGGCCACCGUCCUGGGUGUUGUCCUUGGCCUGACGUUGAAAACUCAUGGCGAUGCUCACGCAGAUGCCAGCUCAACAAGCUCUCCGUUGCCGACAGCAACGUCAGAUCCCUCGACUGCAACAGCUAGCGUCGUGCCGACCCCGACGUUGAGCGGCAUGCCGUCCUGUCCCAAUGCCAACGGUACGACAUACACUGAUCCAAGCACCAAGGUGCAGUUCAAACGCGAAUGCGGCAUAGCUCACGACGGCUCAGAUAUUUCGCAUCACACAGCAUACUCCAUGGAUGACUGCGUCGCAUCUUGUGCCCAGUCCAGCGCCUGCAUGGGGGCCGUAUGGAUCAACGCGAGCGUGCAAGGAACGGACAACAACUGGUGCUGGUUGCAUAGUGAUAUGAGCCAACAAGAGUACAUCAGGGUCAAUCAAUACGCGCAGUCAGCCACGCGUGUGGUGUGACGUGAAGGGUAUCGGUGGUACAUGGAAAGACGCGGCCGAAUUGGAAUGUAGUUUUUUUAUGCACCUAGUUUCGGGGGAUCAUGG
Molecule: messenger RNA, 969 nt
Organism: Truncatella angustata
Lineage: Eukaryota; Fungi; Ascomycota; Sordariomycetes; Amphisphaeriales; Sporocadaceae
Exons: 3
Coding region: 190-885 (231 amino acids)
Source: RefSeq, a predicted model, not a curated record